GUUAUAUCUUUCUGAUCCAUAUUACGUUCUUGGUCCACCAUCUGAUCGAGUUAAUCCCAUCAUUGGUGCUUCCAUUGAGAGAAACUGUGAGAUAAGCUGUGAGAUUAUGGCCGGACGAAGGACGAGACGUAACACCGCGCGCUGCUUCUGCCCAGUCGACAGUGAGGAGUGACAACCCUGAACAGGGUAUGAUCGUUCCUGUCAAUGGGUUGGAAACGGCGUUGAAUAAUGUGGCUAACAUGAUGGCCAACAUUAUGGAGCAAUUAGAUAAGGCUCUCCCUGGUCCAUCCGGUACCUGGGACGUCCCUGCCGGGCAGCCCCGCCAGGUCCUGCGUACUGCGAGUUCUCCCAUCCUCCAGGAGCUUCAUGAUCCGGAGGAGGUCGAGAGGGAGAGACAGGCUGUCUCUAGACGCCGGGCGGAGGAGUUGGCCCAGAAUAGUAAGGUGAAUGAAAAUUGGGCCAGGGCUGCGAGCCAAGUUGUUGGCCAUGGAAACGAAAACCCGCGGGGGACUGUCUUUGAAAGGAUAUCUCGCCAGAAAGCUCACGUUAGUGAGAGGCUGGGGAAGAAUCCGGACAAAGCACCCCAGGGUUGGAUACGACCCCAGGCCAGCCAGGUGGCAUCUUCUAACCGCGAGCCCCGGCACCGAAUCGCCCGCGGUGGGAGCCAAGCGCCGGUGCGGUCAUUGGUGGUUCUAGACGAGGAUGAAGUUCAGAGCCAAGUCAGGGUCCCAGCACCACAGCGUCUGGGGCCACCGGGAUUCAAGAUGCCAUUCGUUAAGCGUUAUGAUGGGGAGUCAGAUCCCCAAGAACACAUAAACAGCUACGUCCAGGUGAUAAUUGCUGUCGAUGCCAGCGACGCACUGAUGUGCCGAUGCUUCCUGCAGACAGUUGAUAGCAAGGUCGCGGAUUGGGUGAACCACAUUCCUGCCGGAUCGAUCCGGACAUGGGAUGAAUUGGGGUUGCGGUUCUUAGAGCAUUUUGCAGGGAACUGUCGUCCCAAGAAGCAUUUCACUCACCUAGCUUCAGUGCGGCAAAAGCACGGAGAAUCCUUGAAGAAUUUCCUAAUACGAUGGAGCAAAGAGUCCAAGGAAGUUGAAGGAACCGACGACAAAUCCAGGUUAGCCAUGUUCACGGCGGCAUUGCAGGACGGUCUCCUUCAUACUGAUCUCACAACUCAUCCCCCGGAUACCUUCGAAGAAGCAAUGGUCCGGGCCGGAAGGUAUGUGACCCUGGAGGAGAGGAAGGAGGAGAAGAAAGAGAAGACUCCCAAAGAAGAAGAAAAGGCAGGAAAUAAGAAGCCGUUCAAGAACAAGAAGCAGGGCUUCCCAGAGGGCCCUAAGAGCACAAACCCUGGGACCCCGGAGAAGCACAAAUCUGCCAAUCCUGUCUUCACGUUGCCGGUGGCUGAGGUCAUUGCCCAUGCUGCACAGCAGGGACUCAUGACUUAUCCAACCUAUUCUCAGAAGGUCUGCAAUGUGGAGGACACUGGAAAAUGGUGUGCCUACCAUCGCAAGAAUGAUCACAACACAGAGGAUUUCUAUACUCUGAAGAAUGAGAUGGCGAGGCUAAUCCGCUGGGGCCAUCUGAAGAAGUUCGUACAAGAUGGUGACGCGGGAAAUCCCGGGAAUGCUCAGAAUGGGAAGCGUAGAGAUAAGGAGGUGGCCCAAGCUGAGGCCCGAGAAAAACGCCACAUCGGGCUUGAAGAUGAAGAGGAGGAUUCAGAACCUGCACCGCACCGCCAGAAGAGACACCACGGGUGUAACUUUGUCAUCGGAGGGAAUACUGGUGUAGAUUCAGGCACGAGCCGGAAGAAGUGGGCCAACACGGCAGUGGUCAACAAGGUGCUGGUCCUAGAAGGUAAGAAGCUGAAAACUGAGCCAAUUGUAUUUUCCAAUGCUGAUUUGCCAGAAACAGGGGUCCCCCAUAUGGACGUCCUGGUGAUUACAAUUGAUAUAAUGGACUUGUUGAUCCACAAGACUUUGGUGGAUACGGGAAGUUCUGUUAAUAUCAUGUAUAUGGAUACUUACAAGGCUCUUGGACUAACUAGAGAUGAGUUAUCACCCAUUAAGACUCCGCUAACCGGGUUUACUGGUGACUCUAUUGAACCGGAGGGGGUAAUCACUCUCCCGGUCGAGAUAGGGGAUACUAAGGCCACCCAGAAGUUGGACAUGGAAUUUGUUGUGGUGGGGAUAAUCUCCAAUACAAACAUCAUCCUGGGCCGACCCGGAUGGGAAGAUCUAGAGUGUGUCAUUUCACCUAGUCACCUAUGCAUAAAAUUCCUGACCCCCCAUGGAGUUGGAAUCGCCAGGGGAUCCCAGAGAGUGUCCCGGGCGUGGUAUUUGAAGGCAACCAAACAGCCUAUCAAGUAUGACACCCAAGUGGGAGAGGUGACUGCACAGCUCUUAAGGGCCGAGGAAAGACGUCCUAGAGUAGAAGUUGUCGCCGACAUUGAGGAAGUUGAACUUGAGCCGGGCAUGCUGGGGAGGUUAGUCAGGAUUGGAAAGGGCCUGGGGGCUGGGCUCAGAUCACGAGUGAUCUCAGUCCUUAGAAGGUUCAGGAAGGUCUUUGCAUGGAGUCCAGCUGAUAUGCCAGGGCUGGAUCACAAGCCGCGCCCAUCAAUCAAGGGGCGGGCACUUGCUGACUUCCAAGUUGAGUGUACUGCCAGGGAGAUGACAAGAGCACAGGCCGAAACCCGGGUGGAAGACGACUGGUGGGUAAUGAGCAUCGAUGGAUCUUCUGGGUCUCGAUCCUGUGGAGCCGGCCCUGAUCAACGGAGUGAAGAUUCUUGGCAAGUUGGGGGUGUCCAGGGUUCAAGUAUACAACGACUCCCGAUUGGUGGUGGGACAAAUCACUGGGAGUUCGAAGCAAAGGAAGAGAGGAUGAAGAGGUAUCGAGACUUGUCCUUGGAAAUGUUGGGAAGGUUCGAGUUUAAGCUUGAACAAAUACUCCGGGCUCAAAACGCGGAAGCUGAUGUUCUAUCCAAGCUCAGUGCAGAAUCACCAGAGUACAUAAGCAAAUUAGCAACUGUCGAGGAGCUGGCAACCCCAAGUCUCAACAGAGAUGAAGUGUUCUGGGUAACAGCUGAUCCCCCGGAAUGUUUGGACAGGUUGGCAAGAUACAUUGAGGACAGUGUAGCCCCGGAAGAUCCCCAAGAAGCCCGUUUGCUGCGAAUGAGGGCACCCACCUACAAGGUGCAGGAUGGAGUCCUUUAUAAAACGGUCUUACAACGGCGUUCUGCUCCGCUGUCUCAGGGCAGCAGAGGCAAAGGCGCUUAUGGAAGAGAUACACGAAGGAGUAUGUGCUGCACAUCAGGGCCCAUACUCUAUCUCGAGAAGGGCAAUAAUCUAGGGAUAUUUCUGGCCAACAAUGAGGAAGGAUUGCGAGGAGUAUGUGCGCAAGUGCCCAACUUGUCAACAAUUCCAGAAUAUACCUGGGAGGCCAGCCACAAACUACACGCCUAUUAGCUCUGUGAUUCCCUUCUCAAAGUGGGGGAUUGAUAUCGUGGGUGGCCUGCCAAAAGGGGUUGGACAGGCGAGAUGGAUUGUGGUGGCCAUAGACUAUUUCACCAAGUGGGUGGAGGCUGAGCCACUUGCUGGGAUAACUAGGAGGCAGAUGAUCGACUUCGUAGGAACCAAUAUACUUUGUAGGUUUGG
This is a messenger RNA of Cuscuta campestris, 3653 nucleotides long. NCBI's taxonomy places the organism in Eukaryota, Viridiplantae, Streptophyta, Magnoliopsida, Solanales, Convolvulaceae. The record is from the annotation of a GenBank genome assembly.